Messenger RNA from Hippopotamus amphibius kiboko, 3002 nucleotides. RefSeq names its product serine protease 35 (gene PRSS35). Gene Ontology annotation, biological process: proteolysis. The record is from RefSeq and is a predicted model, not a curated record. Bases 175 to 1419 code for a protein of 414 amino acids. Gene Ontology annotation, molecular function: serine-type endopeptidase activity. NCBI's taxonomy places the organism in Eukaryota, Metazoa, Chordata, Mammalia, Artiodactyla, Hippopotamidae. The transcript is spliced from 2 exons.
CGGGCGGUGGCCGGCGCCCCGGCUCUCACUCUGGUUUAUUCGGAGGCUCGAGGCAGCUGCACUCCCGCCCUCCUGCCUCGCCAGCGUCGGUGACCGCCUCGGGGGCACUUUGAUUCGAGCUGGGCAGCGCCUCCUGGAUCAAGUAAGCUUCGCAGGACAGCAUAGAAGAACAAAAUGGAAACGACGCUAUUUCGGUUGAUAUUUUUCACCCUUGUGUGGACCGUCAUCGAUGGAUCUGAAACGGAACAGGAUUUUAUGUGGCACUUGAGAAAAAUACCCCGAGUUGUCAGUGAAAGGACCUUCCAUCUCACCAGCCCCACCUUUGAGGCAGAUGCUCAGAUGGUAAUAAAUCAGGUGUGUGGCAUCGAAUGCCAGAGAGAACUCCCGGCUCCCAGCCUUUCUGAACUGGAAGACUCUCUCUCGUACGAGACUGUCUUUGAGAACGGCACCCGAACCUUGACCCGAGUGAAAGUUCAAGGUUGGGCCCCUGAGCCAAGUCAGAAUCUCACCGCACAAGGAGCACCUGUGAGGAGAAAGAGACAGGUGUAUGGCACUGACAGCAGGUUCAGCAUCUUGGACAAGAGAUUCUUGACCAAUUUCCCUUUCAACACGGCCGUGAAGCUCUCCACAGGCUGCAGUGGCAUUCUCAUCUCCCCCAAUCACGUCCUAACAGCUGCCCACUGUGUCCAUGACGGAAAGGACUACAUCAAAGGCAGCAAGAAGCUCAGGGUAGGGUUGCUGAAGAUGAGAAAUAAAGGUGGUGGCAAGAAACGUCGGGGUUCUAGGAGGAGCAGGAGGGAAGCAGGUGGUGGUGAUGGAAGAGAGGGUAGCAAGGAGCCUCUGCAGGAGAGAGCCAAGGCUGGAAGGAGGAGGAGGAAGGAAUCUGCUCGGGGUCAGAGAGCUGCUGGCGGGAUGCCCACCUUCCAGUGGACCCGGGUCAAGAACACCCACAUCCCCAAAGGCUGGGCUAGAGGAGGGAGGGGAGACGCCGCCUUGGACUAUGACUACGCCCUCCUGGAGCUGAAGCGCGCUCACAAAAAGAAAUACAUGGAACUGGGAAUCAGCCCCACCAUCAAGAAGCUGCCCGGCGGGAUGAUCCACUUCUCAGGAUUCGAUCACGACAGGGCGGAUCAGUUAGUCUACCGAUUUUGCAGCGUGUCCGAUGAAUCCAGUGAUCUCCUCUACCAAUACUGCGAUGCCGAGUCGGGCUCCACUGGCUCCGGGGUCUAUCUGCGUCUGAAAGAGCCAGACAAAAAGAGGUGGAAACGCAAAAUCGUGGCGGUCUAUUCCGGCCACCAGUGGGUGGACGUGCACGGGGUGCAGAAGGACUACAACGUGGCCGUGCGCAUCACCCCCCUCAAGUACGCCCAGAUCUGCCUGUGGAUGCACGGGGACGAUGCCAGCUGUACCUACGGCUAACGGGUACCUGACACCAGAUGGCGGAUGAUCUACAUCGCAGAGAAAACCAGUUCUGAUUGUUGUAGCAAAGAUCACUUUGUAGGUUUUGCCUGGACGUAAACCCUAUCGGUAGCAUUUCAACAUGUUUAUGUUUACUUUUUCAAAAUUAGGAGCUUCUCAUACAUUUUAAAAAGGUAUAGGUACCCAUCUUGAAACUAGAUGGACACUUCAAUGCCACGUAUAUAUUCUUCCUUACGCGGUGUUAAGUUUCAUCGGUGGGAAGAUUUUUGUUUCUUUCUGCCUUGUUAAAGAUUAGAUACUCUUUAAAAUUUCAAGCUGGUAUCAUAAAUAACAUGUGACUUCUCAAUGGACUAACUCUCAGGGUCCUACUCUAAGAAGAGGCUAAUAGGGUGCUGGUUGCAUAUUAAAUGUGAAACUGCAUAUAGAGAGGUGGACAAUAACACCAUGAGAAUCAAGUUUGAGACAGUAAUUUACAACAGCCUGUGCUACUCUGAGGUAGACCCAUGCAGCUCAUGCUCUCUAUGUUUAUAUUGUAUUUUCUAUUGCAUCUGAGAAACUUUAGGGUUUUUUUUCUUUUUUCUUUUCUUUUUUUUUUUUGUUUUUUUAAGAAUUACACAGAACAGCAAGCUUUACAGACAAAACUAUUAACUAUUUUACUGCUUUAAAAAAUACCAACUGAGUGUUAUUAUUUAUGGGAGAACUACUUUGUCCUAUGAAAUAAAUCUAGUUUAAAAAUAGGGAAGCUGAGACAUUUUAAGAUCUCACAUUUUUAUUUAAGUAGUAUUCAAAACAAGGAUUUUUCAAGUAUGCAUAGAAAAACAGUUCAGAAGUUCAUAAAUGAUCAGGUAUUGAAAGCCACAUCAUUUUACACAGCUACAAAGUCUCCUAUGAAUGAGGUGUUAUGGUUUUAGACAAGCAAUUAGAGAGAGACUGUCUUCCCCUUGACAAAGUUCGGUUUUCUUCAUAGGACCAUAAACAUAUUAUUUUGGUGAAUUCUCCGAUUAGCGAUUUUGGAUAUGUCCUUUUAACAAAAUAAAUAUAAAUUUAUGAAUAUAAUUUUUAAAAGAAAGCUCUGAUUGUUUUCACUAGGGACGAGGGCUGUGCACUCACUUGGGCCAUCAUGGUAGCCUCAGCAGACAGAGGCCAGUAGCUGCCCUGGGGCAAAAUACAGAGUAGGCACUCAAUACAUAUUUCUUGAAUGAAUAGAUAUUUGCUGAAUAUCUGGAUACAAUGGAUUUAGUUCAGGCCAUUAUGUUGAAAGGGUUUUAGUGAUUUGUAAUCAAGUGCACUAUAAAAUUCAGGAGUUGCAGGCCUGAUUUGUGGGCUGCUCUUCCUGGCGUUUCUAGGGUAAACACUCUUCUCUUGGGAUACCCCCAAGUCAUUGAUUCUGCCUGAGUUCCAAUUUAUUUUACUUAUUAUUUUCUGUAAUAAGGGGGAAGUUACACCCUUGACUAGUAUCCAAAGGAAUAUGUGAUUAGAUUAUUAUAAAAAGUGAUUUUGUAAAUGGUGUUGAAAAUAGCUGAAAUUUAACACAACUUAUAUUCUUUUAUAAUGUGAAUCUGUUAAAAAACAUUCAAUAAAAA